Messenger RNA from Octopus bimaculoides (California two-spot octopus), 2909 nucleotides. RefSeq lists its product as uncharacterized. Gene Ontology annotation, biological process: lipid transport. Gene Ontology annotation, molecular function: lipid carrier activity. NCBI's taxonomy places the organism in Eukaryota, Metazoa, Mollusca, Cephalopoda, Octopoda, Octopodidae. The record is from RefSeq and is a predicted model, not a curated record.
CAAUAAAGACAAUCCAAGCAGACAAUACACUCUGCUCACAAACAUGCACAGAAAACAUCAAAUUCCAAUACCGACCCGGUUUCAUUUAUCAAUACAAAUACCAUGCCCAAACCACAAACAAAAUGAACGGUGCUACCAACAGCGAAGCCACGAUGACAAUUGAUGCCAAUGUUCAGAUUGAACCCGUGUCUACAUGUUCACUCCUUCUGAGGGUGACAGACGCCAGUCUUCAGAACUCAGGCGAUACUUCGCAACGCCAAGUAUUCAAUGAUGCCAUCACCAGAUAUCCUUUGAAAUUCACAUUGCAAAAUGGAAGAGUUGAAGAUAUCUGCCCAAUGUCUGAAGAAUCCGUAUGGAUUUUGAACAUCAAACGUGGUAUCCUGUCGGCUUUCCAAAACUCCAUGGACACUUUGGACAGAGAUGUGAACAUAACUGAGACUGACGUUGUAGGCAGUUGUUUGACCAAAUACAACGUGAAGGACAGCAACGGCCAAACAAAGACCAUCAUGAAGAGCAAGGACUUGCUCAACUGCAACGACCGAGAGUCGUAUCGUGUGGCCAUUCAGUCAGUCAAAUACAAUGUCCCAUCAAAUGUGAAAUCACUCCCUCUGAUGAAGAGUUCUUCGGAAUGCAGUCAGACGUUGGACAUGUCCAGUAACAUCAUGAUGAAGUCCGUUUGCGUUGAGGAACACAUCUUCCGCCCAUUCUCCAAUGGCAACAGUGGCGCAAUGACCCAUCAGAGACAAGUGCUGACUUUCGUCGACAGACAGCGUCCAAUUGUGCAAACCUAUGAACGCUACGGUUACAGAACCAAUCUGUUGUUCCAACAUGAACAUGGCAUGCCCAACCAAAGAGAUGCUGAACAGACCAUUCUGUCCAAGCUGCAAGAACUCUGCCAAGUAAUGAAGGAUGACGUCAGACCCGAGUUACCGAAAAUGGUGAACAAUCUGAUUGACAGUAUGAGACACGUGGAUUCUGGGAUUUUGAAGAAGAUCCACAACAAAAUCUCCAGGACCAGUUUCUGCCAACAAAACAUCGAAGUACCAAAGAAGUACUUCUUGGAUGCCAUUCCAAUGGUAGGAACAACAGCUUCAGUGCAGAUGAUUCAAGACUUGAUCUCUCGAAAACAUGUUACUGGUGCUGAUGCUCAGCUGUGGCUUUUAUCUCUUUCCUUCAUUCACCAUCCUUCAAAAGAAAUGAUUGCUGCAAUCUCGCCUCUCCUGGACGACAGCGACAUUUCUGGAAACACCAUCUUGGCCGUCUCAUCUCUUGCCAGUAGUUACUGCAGCGUCAGGCCCAACUGUGGCGCUGACAUUGAAAUCAACGAUCUCGUUGGAAAGUUGGUUCGAAUGAUCGGCAACUGUGACCAAUCCAACUCAAAGACCAUCCACGCUCUCCGUGCCCUUGGAAACAUCGGCCACACUGCCCAGGCUGUUUCUCGUUUAUCCAGAUGUUUCAGUAAGAAGAGCAACCCAAUGGACGUUAGAGUUUCUGCUAUUGAUGCAUUCCGUCGUAUACCUUGUGACGCAAUGCGCUCAGAUUUGAUGGGUGUUUUCAGUGACGUAACUGAAGACUCUGAGAUUCGAAUCAAUGCUUACCUCGCUCUUAUGAAAUGUCCCAAUGAAAUGAUACUCAUAGAUUUACGAGAUAUGCUGCAGAAGGAAACAUCAAACCAAGUUGGAUCUUUUGUGUGGUCGCACUUGACAAACCUGAUGGAAACAUCUGAUCCUCAUCUCCAACACAUCCGAUCAAUUCUUGAGGACGAGAACCUAAAGAAAGAAUUUAACCUUGACAGUCGCAAGUUCUCUCGCAACUAUGAGGGAUCUUUCUUCUUCGAGAGUAUCAAUACUGGAGCCAAAAUGGACAGCAAUGUCAUCUUUUCUUCCAAAUCUUUCAUCCCACGUUCUGCUAACCUCAAUUUGACAGUCGACCUCUUCGGACACGCCAUCAACAUUUUGGAAGUCGGUGGACGUAUCGAAGGUGUUGAGAAAUUCCUGGAAAAAUACCUCGCAUCCUACAAGGUGUCAAAAGACGCUGAUGCUGAAAUGGACAAAAUCAAAGCCGCCAUUUACAUGAGGAUGUUUGGAAAUGAGCUUUAUUACCAUAGCAACGUUUUCUCCAAUCCGAUGUCUCUGUUUAAGAAAGGCGAAUCCUCCCUUCUGAAGAACAUGCAGCUCCUUGACAGUCGCAUGGUGAUCCCAACCUGUAUGGGUCUUCCAUUGAACCUCACCGUCACCACAACUGGGGGCAUCAACUACGACAGCAAACAUGCUUUUACAAAGGGCAAAUUUAACGCCGAAAUAAAACUCAGUGCUGCCAUUGAAGUAAAAGGUGAGAUGUGUGUAGACGCAUACGUGACUAAAACUGGUCUGAAGAUGCUGACCCGGGCCCACACCAGCUCCGGAGUGGAGGUCACCACCAACAAGGAACGUGCUGAGAUUCGAUUCCCACGCAAGAAGACAGAAAUCUUCAACCUCAAGAGCGAAUUCUACACAAUCCAAGGAGAAACCGAGAAGAAGGAGAACUUAAUCACAAGCAAUGUCCAGCAAUCCAAGAGCUGUACUGGCCAAACAAUGAAGACCAUCACUGGUCUCAGAUUCUGCCAGGAAUUACAAUACGUCAACGCUUCCUCGGACAAGAACGCUCCCUUCUUCCCCUUCACCGGACCAUUUGCCUAUGACCUCUACAUGACCAAUGAAGACGCCCCUAACAAUUACAUCAUAGAAGCUGAUUUCCCGGGACCCAACGGCUAUGUAAUGCUUGAUACCCCAGGGUCAAAGGUACCCAGAAAAUGUCUCUUUAAGCUGGAUGGUAACACGGUUUUUGUAUCAGUACCAUGGAGAAACUUAAAGAUGGAAGGUUUGUUUCAACUCUUCGAUUCAUACUUCAACUGACGGUGUGUGUGUGUG